UGUCAGCGCACAGGGAAGGCGUGGCUUUCAUCUCUACAGGCGUGGCGUGCGGACUUCCGUCUUAUACCACAGACCUCAUAUAAAAUGACAGCGACAUUGCGACCCUACCUGAACGCGGUGCGCGCCACUCUUCAAGCAGCCCUGUGUUUGGAGAACUUCUCCUCUCAGGUAGUGGAAAGGCAUAAUAAACCAGAGGUGGAAGUUAGGAGCAGCAAAGAGCUUCUGUUGCAGCCAGUGGUUAUUAGUCGCAAUGAAAAGGAGAAGGUUCUGAUCGAGGGCUCCAUAAACUCUGUGAGAGUCAGCAUUGCUGUCAAACAGGCGGAUGAGAUUGAGAAGAUCUUGUGCCAUAAAUUUAUGAGGUUUAUGAUGAUGAGAGCGGAGAACUUCUUCAUCCUGAGGAGAAAGCCUGUUGAGGGCUAUGACAUCAGCUUCCUCAUCACCAACUUCCACACAGAACAGAUGUAUAAACACAAGCUGGUGGAUUUUGUUAUCCAUUUCAUGGAGGAGAUUGACAAGGAGAUCAGCGAGAUGAAGCUGUCUGUCAACGCCCGAGCCCGAAUUGUCGCAGAGGAAUUUCUCAAGAACUUCUGAGGAGCCAUGUCUACAUUCCUAAAACCCAUCAGAGAUUGGUGUUGCUUUGGUUCUUGUGGACAAAAAAAAACAUUUUUUAAAUCUCCACAGAGCAAAGGGGGAUCAGAUCAUUAGUUAGCAACCAAUCAGCAAGAAGAUCCACAGGAACAACUGACCAAUCCUGCAGCACUGCAGUCCCAUUUGCCUUCUGUUCAAGGUGCUCCUUGUGCCCAUGGAUAUUAAUAAUUGUAUUAUACAUUUAGUCAAGAAUUUAUUACUCCUGUUUUCUGUUGUUUAGGGAAAAAACAAGGUCAAGGCAGGUCCUUAAAAGUAUUACCUGUAGUUGAUAUUGAUGGGCACAGGAAUCUUGUUGAUAAACUAGAGAGUCUUCAAUUUUUUCUGUUGUCUUUUAUAUACAUGUACUCAUGUGUUUUCAUUGUGUAACGAUACAAAAAAGUCAAAUCCAAUGUUAUCAUAGUCAUGAGAAAAUAAUAAGAAAAAUUGGUGUUUAUAUUUUGAGACAGCUAAUCUUCAGGAUGAUAACUGUGCAGAAAAACUGCAUUAAUAUAAAGCAAAUAAAUUCAAUAAAAAUUAUAUUAAGCUU
Molecule: messenger RNA, 1174 nt
Organism: Triplophysa rosa
Lineage: Eukaryota; Metazoa; Chordata; Actinopteri; Cypriniformes; Nemacheilidae
Gene: arpc4l
Product: actin related protein 2/3 complex, subunit 4, like
Exons: 6
Coding region: 85-591 (168 amino acids)
Biological process (GO): actin filament polymerization; Arp2/3 complex-mediated actin nucleation
Cellular component (GO): Arp2/3 protein complex; actin cytoskeleton
Molecular function (GO): actin filament binding
Source: RefSeq, a predicted model, not a curated record